AUGACUUGCAGAUGUAUCUUGCUGGUGGCCCUCGUGGCCUCAGCCUCCGCAGCCUCUGUCUUCCAGCGGCCCAUCAACAGCGACUGUGUGAGGGUUUCGACCGCGUCCACGGAUGCCUCCCUCUUCCCCAAUGAGUUUCAGAUUUCUGGGACCGCAGUGGUGAACAGCGACGAUUACACCGAGGUGGAGACUUCUACCGGGUUCACCGUGACGUACUACGAUAAUUACAAGGUGCUGAACAACACCCUGGCCGGGGAGGCAUACACCCUCACCCAGUGCGGCGUGAGCGUGGCCGCCAAUGAGCUCCCCUCCGACGCCCGCCCCUUCUCCAUCCCCCUGAUCAGUCUGUCCCUCCCUGAGACGGUGCCCUACGCCUUCCUGGAGCUGCUGGGCGUGACCGACCGCGUAUACGACGUCUCCGAGUACGUGGUGGCGCCCUGCGGCCAGCGGCUGGUGCAGUCCUGCAACCGUGUGGCGCCCGACUCCCUCAGCCUGAACAAUGCCACGCUGCUGAGCUCCACCAUCGGCGCCUACACAGACGGCCUGGUCACAUCCUCCAACUCCGCCUGGCCCACACAGUUCACCUUCUCGGCCACGGAGGAUCCGGGUCUCCUGCAGAGGGCUGAGUGGAUCAAGUUCCUUGGCGUCUUCUUCAACCUGGAUGCCUACUCCUCCAACCUCUUCACCGCCAUCAAGAACGAGUUUGAGCAGACCAAGGCCGCGGCACUGGCCCAGGAGGGACCCAAGCCUGUGGUGGCCUGGAUCAACCACUUCAUGUACGGCACCCAAGAGUGGUACCAGCUGUCCUUUGCGGCCUACAAGACCGAGCUGGUGGAGGCCGCGGGCGUCCAGCCCACCGAGUUCUCCCCUUCCGACCUGGCCUUUGCCUGGGGCACCAACGAGACCUUUGCCAACCAGACCCUCGCCCUGGAGGCCUUCCUGUCAGUCCUGGCCGAGGUCGACAUCGUGAUCGACGAGACCUUUGUUGCCGACCCCUCCACCUACCACCUGGGCGAGUUCCUGAUGCAGUUCUCCAGCGAGGGCGUCUUCCCUACCGCCGAGGACGUCUGGUUCUCUGCCGGAAAGAUCCUGCGCACGGACGGCCUGAUCUCCGCCGCCGCCGGCCUGGACUGGUACGAGGGCGCCAUCCCCCGCCCCGGCAAGGUCCUGCUGGACCUUGUGGCAACCACCCGCCCCGAGGCCCUCACCGUGAGCGGCAUCGUGCGAGGGAGGGGUGCAACGCACACCCCCAUCUGGCUGCGCAACAUCAAGGACGACCCCGUCGUGGUGACCGCCGCCGACUGCACCACCGCCGCUAACGGCUGCAGUGCCAGCCCCUCCACCAUCUGCCCCUUCAUCUCUUUCUGCGGCAACGGGUCGCCCGUCCUCCUGGAGACCAACCUGACGACGGGGGCGCUGCCCACGGGGGGCAAGUGCACUUACGCCGCCUGCCCCGCCGCAUGA
Auxenochlorella protothecoides is the source of this 1464-nucleotide messenger RNA. RefSeq lists its product as hypothetical. Lineage: Eukaryota; Viridiplantae; Chlorophyta; Trebouxiophyceae; Chlorellales; Chlorellaceae. The record is from RefSeq and is a predicted model, not a curated record. Bases 1 to 1464 code for a protein of 487 amino acids. The transcript is spliced from 8 exons.